GAUAGUUUAGUUUGUUAUUGUUUUGUAUAAAUAAAGGCGAUUGAGGUUAUGUUGAGUUUUUAAAUUGAAAAUAUCAUUAUAUACGUCUGUAUUUAUAAUUGAUUUUUAUUUUUCAGUGAGUUGAAAUGAAACGCAGAGUUGUCAUCACAGGUAUUGGUAUGAUAUCACCAUUGGGUCACAACAGUAAACUGUCUUGGGAAUCAGUUUUAGCAGGUAGAAGUGGAAUUUCUCAAAUAAAGAAUAAUGAUUAUAUAAAAAUUCCAUGUAAAGUUGCAGCGUUUGUAAGUGAGGAGACUUUAAACAAAGAAGACAUAGUAAAUAAAUACUUUACAAAAAGUGAAAGGAGGACAAUGUCUCGAGGAACACUGUUUGGUAUGUUAGCUGCUGAAGAGGCUCUACAGGAUGCCCAAUGGAAACCAGAUGACACAAAAUCUUUGGAAUCGACUGGUGUUUGUGUUGGAAUGGGUAUGGCUGAUUUGGUUCAUAUUUGUGAAACUAGGGAAGCUCUGAAUUUAGGGUACAGUCGUGUUUCACCAUAUUUUGUACCUAGGAUUUUAACAAACAUGGUGGCUGGACAGAUUAGUAUUAAGUACGGAUUUCAAGGACCAAACCAUUCUGUCUCUACUGCUUGUGCGACAGGUGCUCACUCAAUUGGCGAUGCAUUUAGACUCAUCCAGAAUGGGCAUGCCGAUGUAAUGGUGUGUGGAGGAGCUGAGGCGAGUAUUAGUCCAUUAUCCUUAGCUGGAUUUUGUAGAAUACGAGCACUUAGUACAGCUUACAAUGAUGAUCCCUCGGCAUCUUCAAGGCCUUUUGAUAAAGAUAGAGAUGGAUUUGUUAUGGGUGAAGGUUCUUCUAUUUUAGUUUUAGAAGAGUUAAAUCAUGCAUUGGCUAGACAAAUACAAAUAUAUGGUGAGAUUUUAGGUUAUGGCAUGUCUGGGGAUGCAUCACACCUAACUGCUCCGCAUGGAGAGGGUAAAGGUGCUGUACUUGCCAUGGAAAGGGCAAUUUCGGAUUCAAACAUUAUAAAAGAAGAAAUCACUUAUAUUAAUGCGCAUGCAACUUCUACUCAGUUGGGUGAUGCUAUUGAGUUAAAAGCAAUUAAAUCAUUAUUUCAAGGUCAUUCGCCUCGCAUUGCAAUAUCUUCCACUAAAGGGGCUCAUGGACAUUUAUUAGGUGCGGCUGGAAAUUUAGAAGCAUGUUUUACAGCCCUUGCUUGUUUUUAUGGCUUAAUUCCUCCAACUAUUAAUUUAAAUAACGUUUGUGAAGAAGGUUAUGGUCUAAAUAUAGUUGCAAAUUCUAUGGGAAAAUGGCAAAAUGAGAGAAGGAUAGCUUUAAAGAAUUCUUUUGGUUUUGGAGGAACUAAUGCCUGCUUAUGUAUAUCUAGCAUUUAAUUGUACACUUAUUUGUUUUUGAUUAAUUUUCUUCAAAACAAGUCAAUGUUUCUUGGUAGCCUAUAUAGAUGUAACAUAAUUUUGGUUAAUGCAUCCUGGACUAGAUUCAAAUCUAAUUAUGACUCUGUAUUUUAUAAAUUGAGCCUAUAUCCUCCAUAUAAAUCAUAUGGAGAAAAGCAUAUAGCAAGAAAUGUAACCUUGGCAGAGUUCAGUGAUGCAACCACAAAGUAUUUGCAGCACCCUAAGGGUAAAAGGGUUA
Homalodisca vitripennis (glassy-winged sharpshooter) is the source of this 1650-nucleotide messenger RNA. Its product is annotated as 3-oxoacyl-[acyl-carrier-protein] synthase, mitochondrial. The transcript has a single exon. Gene Ontology annotation, biological process: fatty acid biosynthetic process. Gene Ontology annotation, molecular function: 3-oxoacyl-[acyl-carrier-protein] synthase activity. Lineage: Eukaryota; Metazoa; Arthropoda; Insecta; Hemiptera; Cicadellidae. The record is from RefSeq and is a predicted model, not a curated record. Bases 126 to 1391 code for a protein of 421 amino acids.